Messenger RNA from Paramuricea clavata, 11180 nucleotides. The record is from the annotation of a GenBank genome assembly. NCBI's taxonomy places the organism in Eukaryota, Metazoa, Cnidaria, Anthozoa, Malacalcyonacea, Plexauridae.
CGAUGUGGAGAAUAAAGUGAACAUUCUCCUAGCAAGGAAGUUAUUUUCACCAAAACUCAUUCAGACCACAAAUUUCUUGAAACUCAGUUGUACCAUCUGGCCAUGGUGAUGACAAAUAUCACAAACGGCAGGAUGAAGAAGAUAGAAAGGCAAUCUCUUAACUUUAACAGCAACUUUAAUUAAAAUAUUUUCCUACUUGAAAAUAAUUAAAUUCGUGCUUGUACAAACAACGCAAUUUCAGGAGGUCAUCAAAAAUUCCGUGUGAAAAUAUUUUCAACUACAGUUGGGAUGUCUAGCUAUCAUGGCAAAUAUCAUGAAAGCCAGCAUGCGAAGAAUAGGAAAGGAAGAACAGCUUACUGUAUUCCAAAAAUAAAAAAAUACAAAAAUCUAAAAAUACAAAAAUCUAAAAAUACAAAAACUGUUUUUAUGCUGUCGCGUCUGGGCUGACGUGCAUAAAAAAUGACUGAAAAUUGCAAAUUUUGCAAGAUUAUAUUAUCCGCAUUUUACAACAUUUCGCAACGAAACUUUGGAAUAUUACUAAUUUUGUGAUGCUCUUUCAUGCUGUGAUGGAAUCUUGUCUAGACUUGUUGAGAUAAAAAUUUUGGUUAAUAUGGGAUUGGUCCAUUAAAGCCUGGUUCACUAGCAAUUUUGUCAGCGAUUUUGUGUUUCUAACGGAUGGAAUUGAGUGAAGUCGCACACAAAAGUAUAGAGAGUCGCUUUUCUGAAGUAAACAAUUCUAAGUCUUUUGCAUGUCAUCCAUUUGAUCACAUUUGCCAAGACAUCGCCGACAGAAUUGCUAGUGUGAACCAGGCUUAAUCAAGAAUUAUAUUAUAAAAAAUUACCCGAAGUGUUUCCCAUAUCUUUCCUUGCAAGUAGUGCAGUGCAACCAGUUUGACUUUCCUCUAUGACCAUCUUUUCUAAAUCAACUUCAUACGUGCUUUCCGUUCCUGGGAUUGUAAUUAUUUUGUUUCCGACUCUGGACUCAUUCUCAACCAUUCCAUUCAGGAUUUCAUCAAACAGGAUGGUGGAAUUUACAUCCGAAUACGACCAUUGCACGUUUUCCGAGAUUUCGCGUAAUAUUUUCAAUUUCCUUUCCUUCUCAUCGUUCUUGUUCAAAAAGUCAAUCAACACUUCUUUACAUUCGAAGACUUGUUCCGUCAUUCCUUCGAUAGAAACUUCAUCGGCUGAUAAUGUGAUGAAAAUGUCAUAACCCUUUGAUAGUUUUUUAAUUUCAGUAUUAUGCUUCCAAAAUCCGUUCACUAUCUUCUCGUCUUUUACGGACUUGUUCACUUUGCAUCGGUUGAAAUACGCUUCUAUUUUUUCAAUGGACACGUCAACGUUAUCGCGGAAACCAACAACUCGAAAAAUAACUUUUUCUUUCCCGCCAAUGUUCACGAUUUUGUCAACUGGAAGCUGAUGUUUCAUUGCCACGUCUUCCAAACUAGCUGGCAUAUCAUUGUCAUGGAAUCUCACGCUCUUUCGUUGUUCCUUUGCUUUUUCGUCUAGAGCUGUUUUGAAAAUUUGCAUCGUAUCCUUAUCAAACCCAACCACUGUAACAUCUAUUAUAAAAUUUGCAUUGGAAAAUGUUUUAGAUGCAUUUAGUAUGGCAUUGGCGCAUUCGUUGGGAGCCACGCUGAGCGACGUUAUUCCAGUGGCCGAUAUUACAACGCUAUUUAAUGGAAAAUAUUGCGCAGCGUCCAAGCAAGCUUUCAUCGCGCGCUCCAACCCAGAAAUGUCAAACGAAACAGGAACGCAGUGCAUGAUGUAUCUUACAUUCGCGCAGCUACUAGCAUUUGUCACCAGCACAGUGCCGGGUGGUGGUGUCAUUGAUUCUUCACGCGCUGAAUCAAUGAAAUCAAUUUCAUCAUCACUUUGUCGGAUACUUGUUGACGGAAAGUUUGUGGCGGACACUUUUAUAUGUGUUGCAGAAAAGUUAAGGAAGGCAUCGGCUUGAUAUUGUGUUAUGCUGCCACCACGCAGGUAAAUGUGGACCGGUCCAAAGGCGAUCUCAGCAGAACUGGUUUCAGAGUUUCGUUCGUUUUGAUCUAUCGUGGAUGGUGUUGAAAUUCCUGGUCUGACUGGUACUGAUUGUCUUCUCUCGGCUUUAGAUUGAAACACAAUUACGCGAAUAUCUUUGAGGGUUAGCUGGGCUCCUUUGCUGCUGCUAAAUUGGUUUAUUUCAUUCCUGAACACUUUCAAAAUAACUUCCACGGGAAACCCAUGCUGACCUGCGCCAAUCAUUGGCAUUGCAAGCGAAGAUGCGCCCAACUCGUGGCAUUUCUCAAGAAGUUUUCGCACUAACCUUCGUAAGAACUAAAAAAGAAAAAUUGACCGUUGUUUAUGGAACACGUUUAUUUAGAGAAGGAUGAGACGGUGUUUGCUCAAAUUAAUUUGGCUGGUAAGCAUCAUACUGCUCUUUUGAAAGUUUGUCAAAAUAAAGACUGCGCCGAUUAUACAAUAAGCAGAUUUUGACGUUUUAAUUAGAUGCUGCAUCAGAUUCUAGCCUGGCAGCCUGCGAAUCGUUGGGAAACAGCAAGAAAUAAAAAAGGAAAUAUUCCUUAUUCAUAUCGCAACUCCCCAGCCUUACCUUCGCGACAGGAACUUUGCAUGAUUGUUUAAAGCUACGUUUAUAUUAUAUCGCAUAUCGGCCUUUUUCAUAUUACUAGAACAUAAUUUAGAAAUAUUUGACGUGCUUGUCAUUGACAGUAUAGGAUCACGUUAUCGGUUGUGUGUGGGCGGUUUCUGGGAAAAUACAAAAACUAAGGUUCAGUUAUUGUAAUGAAACAUUGUGUAUAUUGCUUACUUUGCUUAAAGUCAAAAUUACUUUGAUUAGCUAUUAACAGAUCGUAUACAAUGGGCGGUGAAGCGGAGUCGUGUGCCCUGAAGUAUGUGUGAUGCAUGGGCACCUCAAAUAUUGGAGCACAUGCGAGCAACUACUAAAUGUGUCUUAUAAUAUAACAUAUAUAGUUGUUUGACUACUUUUUAGUGAAAAUGACGAGCAAAGGGCAGGGCAAGUGAACUUUCUGCUGAAGUAAAAAGAACUAGUAAAUUAAUCGACAUAUAAAGUGGCUAUAAAACUCUCCUUGAGUUAUUAUAAAUUAUGAACUUUUCCUGUGUAUCUAUAGCUGACACUUGCGGUAGUUUUGGAAGAACUCGUACUCGCCAUUCCGGCCGGUUCGACUUCCAGAGAUUAUUUCUCGUUCUCUCAAACUUCAACGCAUGUUUCUAUAACUGUAUAGAAACAUUGAAAUUACGUUCAUAUGCAUUAACUUUCAUAUGCCAGCACAAGGACCGGGGUUUUCCUGGGACUCGAUAAUGUGGCGAGUAAUUUUCCUUUGCGUCGUAUUUGUUCGUCGUAGUAUUUAAUAAGUGUCAAUAUUUAUACCAAUGAAAGAACUAUUAAUGGAGUAACCGCGUCCUUGGAUUUGCUAAUCAAGUUCUGGUGACAGUGCAAUGCAUUAAAACAAUAUACAAAUCGAAAGCCGGUUGGCCAACUUUGAAAACAGACGUGAUGAAGAAUUCUAAAACUUUCAUGCUUAACUGAUAAUUUACAUUUUCUCAUUAUAUUUUGGGUUAUGGUCCAGGGAUGGUCAUCAGGAACAAGUAUUAUUCUGUCCAUUAGAAAUAUAAAUGAAAUAAAAGUACCCACAAAACGCUUAAGUAUCUUUUGAAUUCGUACAUUUUAAAGCCGUUCAAGGCACGGCAAAAUUUUGGGUACGGCAAAUUUUGGCACGGCACGUUUAUAUUUCAUUUCUUUCCGCGCCGUGCCAAAAAUCUUUGUCCGUGCCGAGCACGGUAAAGUCUUAGACUGCGCACGCUCAGUCAGAAGCAAUAUAGCGGCGCAAAUUGACAGGAUGGUAAUUCUAUAUUAUACUCGAAAAAUUAACAAAAAAAAGAAUUUGGAGAAAACCGAGAAAUAAAAUGUUAGAGAUGUAAGAAAAACCACAGAAAUAUGAUCAGAAAAAUUGAAAGCCAAUAUACGAAAAGGAGACUGCAAUUAAUUGCCUUCUGAGUCUUGUUUUGAACGUACCAAAUGAACAAACAUUAUGGAUGCAUCCUCAUACAGAUGCAUAGUUUCUUUCAGCAGACAAGUUUCGUACCGAUGUACAAUGGUACGAAAACUUUAGAGUUACAUAACAAACGUUUGAUUUUGUUGUUAAUGUAAUCGAGAAUGAUGUCAAGCUUUUUCCCGAAGACUACCACGUGAAUGUUGGUGGAAAUUUAUUGUCCUGUUAUUCUUGGAGACCCUACUUAUCCCUUACUACCUUGGCUCAUAACACCAUGCUCAGAGAACCCGAAUACAAUCCGAGAGCGUAGAAGGUUUAAUUAUCGCUUGAGUAAGGCUAUGUUUACAGUAGAGAAUGCAUUUGACAGAUGGAAGGGGAGAUUUCGUAGAUUCCUUAAGAGAGUGGACAACUGGACAUGGAUAAUAAAUUAAAAGUUAUAACUUGAUUAUUGUUACUGCUGCAUCAUGCUUUUUACACUACAUAUGUGAAAUGAAUAAUGAAGAGAUCCUGCUACAUUGGUUGGAGGAAUCAAGUCAACCAACAGCUACCUUUCCUCAACCAGAUCCAUUAGACAACACUCAUGCUCAAGAUAUUCUGUUUCAAUUAGAGACCAUUUUGCUAAUUACUUCAUGUCAGCUGUGGGACAUGACCCUGGAUCAGGGUGGUUAAUGUACUAACUUAAAAGACAAAAAAGCUUUUAGUUUUGCAGAGUUACGUUCUCAAACAUUAUACCUCAAAUUCAAAUUGUCCAAUCAGGAAGCUUAGUUUAUGCCACGUGAGCAUGAAAUUAAUCGCGAUGACACGCCUUACGUCAUCAAUUAGCGAGCCUGCGUUCCUUUUGACACUGUUCCACCCCAUGUUCCCCGUGGUCCGGGUAGACCACGCGAGACAACACGCGUGACAACACGCGUGACAACACGCGUGACAACACGCGUGACAACACGCGUGACAACACGCGUGACAACACGCGUGACAACACGCGUGACAACACGCGUGACAACACGCGUGACAACACGCGUGACAACACGAGUGACAACACGCGUGACAACACGCGUGACAACACGCGUGACAACACGCGUGACAACAACAUGGCCGACAAAAUAUAAAUAGUAUUGAUGAGUGAUGAAUAUUCAAAUAAACCUGGGGCUUUUUCAUAAUUUUGAAGCAAAUUUUGAAAAAUGUUGUCAUUAAUAUUCCAAACGAUAUGUGAUUCGAAAGAAAAGCGACGAAUACGUCUUGCGUUAAUCCGAAAAUAAAACAUCGUAUUCACUAUUCACGAAGGUAUCAUAGGCAUGUGUCAAGUUUGUAAUUCUCAACUUGGAGGCUUUUAAUUUUCGGUAUAAUAUAUCAUUAAAUUUUAUAGACCCUCGGCUCGGGGGAUUCGGCGAAAUAUUACCCACAGUGAUGAAAUUUCCCUCGGGGCAAAGCCCCUCGGGAAAUAUCAUCACUUCGGGUAAUAUUUCGGCGAAUCCCCCUCGCCCCAGGUCUAUAAAUGAUAAAUGUUAAAGGCACUAAUAAAAUCAAAGUAUCAUUAAAUUAUUUGAAUAAACCACACCACCUAUAUAUUAUGCAAUUUUUUUUGCGGAAGUCAAGAAUCAAGAUUACAUCACUGACACUGACACUGACAUGGAAAGUUGACGACUCAAUUGAUAAUUAAUACGCUUCGCAACACAUUCCAUAGAUUUUUUAUUAAUCCUAUAGUUUAUCAAGUGAUUACUGUGGCGGCAACACAGCCAUGCAAGACAACAGCUACAGUUUAACGACUUCACAAUCGCGACAUUAUGUGAAUGUGAACUGCCAGGAGAAUACGACAACAUCGUUUUGUUUUUAGAUCAAAAAUUCAAAAUUUAUAUGGGGAGGGGGGGGCGAAUUUCCUAAAGGACGGCGAUAUUCCUAAGAUAUUCGAACCCGGGGGGGAGAUAUUCCUACCAUAUUCGCCCCCCGGGGCGAUAGAAUAUCGCCCCCCUUUUGAGAGGUGGGGGGCGAAUCUCCUGGGAGGCGAAAAUCCUGUGACACCGGCCGGAACUGGAACUCGAAAAAAUCGGGGUUCCGGUGCACCCCUAAAAUGCAACCAAGUCCUUCACUUUGUGUGCAUGCCUUUAUGAACAAUAGACAAAUACCCUUAUAUAGAGUCUCCUACACCUAGUGUAAAUGUUGAUAUCAUCAUCACAUUUGUUCUAUGAACCAUGCAGUCUGUUGUGGACUGUUCAUUAAGUCAAUUUCUAUAAGUGUGCUUUAGCAUAGUUGAUUUUAUUGAUAUUGUAGCAUCAAUUAUGUAUUUCAUGUUUCGCUCGCUUGGAAACGUUUCGUCGAUGAUGUCAUCUCUGCGGUUUCUACAAAUGAGAUCGAUAUUCUGCUGCAACAUUUAAAUUAUAUUGAGCCGUCCAUCCAGAACGUGAGAUAAAUGGACAUGAGAUAAAUGGACAUGAACGUGAGAUAAAUGGACAUUUAGCUUUUUUAGAUUUGAAUGUGCACAGAACUGUCAAAGGGAAGUUAGAGACUGAUGUUCAUCGCAAACCCACACACACGCACAGACAAAUACUUGUCAUACGACUCUUAUCACCCAGUAAGCCACAAAAGAUCCGUAGCAAAAACUUUGCUUCAAAGAGCUGAAUCGUUGCCGUCAAACAGUGAUUCUCAAGCUAAUGAACGUGAAUAUGUUCUAAAUGUUUUAGGGCAAAACAAUUACCCAAAACAUUUUCUUAAUGAUUGCCUGAGACCACCUGUUUGUAGGAACCAAAAUAACUCCGAGGGUGAUACCUCUGUUAAGGGUUUUGCAAUAGUUCCAUACAUUCAAGGUGUCACAGAACCAAUCAAGAGAAUCUUAAAUUAAGUAAUUGUAAUAUUAAGGUUGCCUUAAAACCCUUUUGACUUUAGACCUUAUUUUCGCAAAGCCAAAAGAUCCUGUUGAAACAAUUCAGAAGACUCAUGCUGUUAUAUUCUAUACCAUGCGGUGACUGCGAGAAAGAGUAUUUGGGUCAGUCUAAACGCCAGUUUGGUACACGGCUAAAAGAACAUCAAAAGGCUGUUUCAACUUUAGACAAGGGAAAAUCAGCUUUAGCCGAACAUGUAUGUUACACCAAACACGAGAAUGCGUGGGAAAACUCUAAAGUAAUUACCACAUGUACAAACAAUCGUUAUGGUCAAAGACUUUGCCUAAAAGCGUGGCAUAUAAAUAUGAGUCAUCAUGCUUUGAAUAGGGAUGAUGGUGCCUAUUUGGCAGUAUUUGCCAGAGGAAUAUAUGCAUCUUCUUGGCAGGUGACGUCAUCUCUUGGGUAUUUAAGAAGCCACGAUCGCUGUUUUAGAUCACUCCUGAUAAAGACACUAGACUGGAGUGUCGAAACGUUGGGUCUUGAUUACAAUUCGACUGGGCUUUGUAAUAAUUUAUUUAAACCAGAGUAGCGAGCGAAACAUGAUUGAUAUACCUGGUUGCAAUGAACGAACAACCUUUAUAAUUAUGUAUUUGUUUAUGUAGUUUUGUUUGUGUUUAUUGUGUUACAAAACGCACACAUUAAUGUGUAUCAGAAAUACAAUUUAUAAUAUUAUUGAAAAAUCAAACAGGAAAUAAGUAUGCAUUAAAUUUAUAACUCAUCAUCAAUGCCAAAGUGAUAUUAUCCUUUUCUAUGUCAAAUGAUCUGGGGCCGGUUGUAUCAAAGGCGUUUAACUUAAACGGUGGAUAAGUCAAAAUUAAAUAACACUCUUAUGUCUUUCGUGAAUCAGUCAACUUAAAUAUUCUGCACUGAAUAUAUAGUUGUAAACAUUAUCGUUCCAUUAAGGUUCAAAACUUUUAGUUUGGUUGUUUAAUGAAUCUAUAGACUUGCUUUCUAUUUUGAGCUUAACCACCGUUUAAGCUAAACGGGCUUGAUACAACCGGCCCCUGGUGUUAGACAGUGAGAGUAAAAUAAUCCUUUGAAAGUUGAACAAGUUCAUGCUAUUGUAUAUUUAUUCAGUUCAACUUUGAUCAAGAACACAAACAUAAAAUGAAAAACCCUCAACAGCUCAACAUCUUGAUCUAUUAAACAAUACAGUUAUUGAUUCCUUCCAUCAGUCAACCACAUUUCAUAAGAACAUAGCUUACGAGCAUCUGCAUUUAUCUCAGUAAUACCAUAGUUGCCUCGAAAUCCUUUGUCUCGCGAGGUACGAUUAAUCACUAAUUUACCUCAUUACUAAAACAUGGCGUUAAAUUAGAACUAAUUUUACCACGGGCAAAAUUAGAACAAAUUUUGCCCGUGGUAAAAUUAGUUCUAAUUUUCCCCUGCAUGCUUGAUGAGGGAAAUUUAGAAGACAAAAGCGUACCACCUCAUUACCUCUGAUUGGAGAGCUGAACCUCAUCGAAAAUCAUCGGCACAACUAUGGACAGUACCUGACGACACCGUCCCGUACACAUUCGAACAAUCACUUUGCCAGCUUUUAUUCGCCCUGAAUGCCAUGCUAUUACUUAUAAUUGUACAAUAGAAAAUUCCAGCUAUCGACUAGUAAUUUUUAUCUAAACAAGACAGACGAAAUAUGUCAUUAUAGCUCAAAAGAGCAUCCUAAAAUUAGUAAAAUUGCAAAGUUUGGCUGUGAAACUAGCAAAAUUUUGAGUAUUUUAGUAUCAUGAUGCGCGGUAAGAAUAACCACUUUUGGCUCAAAAAUGGUUAUUUUUACGGCGCGUAAUACUAAAACACUCAAAAUUUGCUAAUUUCACAGAGCUAUAUUUUCCGUAAUUCACAACAUUUAGGAUGUUCGUUUGAGCUGUAAUGAUAUAUUUCGUCUUUCUUGUCCAGAUAAAAAUUAGUAGAUAGCUGGAAUUAUCUAUUGAGCCCAUUUCAUGUCAUAAAUAUUUGCGAUAUCGACCAAUAGUAUGAGCGAUUUCAAUUAAUAAACAGAACGGUAGCCUCCGACCAGGUUGUUCUUGAUAAUUGAUAACCCAUCCCCGGGGAAGAUACAACAGAUUCGAUUACAUAAUAAGUUCUUUGUAUGAUUGCAUGGCGUAAAACAUAUAAUAGUUUGCAGUACGUAAUAAAUUUACGUGGUGUUUCCACAAACAAAACUAUUAUAGAUUGCAUAAUGCUCUGCAGCCUUUGCCAGGGUUCUCUUCAGCUCGCGGCCAUUACAAAGAGAACCCUGGGUAAGAGGUUGGUGUUUUACACGCUUUUCUCGUUUUCUCCAAACAUUUUCCUCGCGCAUUAUCACACCAUAAACGUUUUCUAUUUCUUAAAUAAGGCCCGUUUCAUACGCCGUACUUCACAUGUGCCGAAUACAUUAAAAACAAUAGGUAAUGAGGCAUUUCAGCUCAUUAUCUAUUGUCUUUAAUGUAUUCGGCACAUGUGAAGUACGGCGUAUGAAAUGGGCCUAACAGUCCUAAGUGUAGGAUGUCGACCCGCCUUUAAGACUGGACAAUACCCGCGUACCGGCUAGAACCGGUUUGAACCGGUUAGUAUAUCGUGGUUAUAUGUCUUUUAUAUUGUUAGUUUUAGAUUUCUAUAAUUGUUGUUUAUAUUAAAUUAAGAGCUUACGAAGGAAAACAGUCAAGCACAAUUGUAUUUUCUUUAGUUUGUUUGUAGCAGUAUUUGCAUGUGUAAUUUGUUUGUUUACGGUAUUUGUAAAUGCAAAUUUAAUUUUCGCGUAGAAACCACAUACACGCAUGUCAUUGAUGUAGGUUUAUUGAAAUCGUGCGUCUCACUGCAUUUUCGUAUAAUUAAGUAACCGUCCAAUAGGGAUAGCUGAGAUGCCAAAUUUCGGUAAAUUAAACCCCAAAGCUAAGGUUUUCAUUUAUGCAGAAACAAACAAUCACUUCAAUAUUCACAGACCUUGCUAAUAGUAAGGUAUGUGACACAGGCUACUAAAUGCGCAGCCUAUAUCGGUUUAAAAACCAAAUAAAUUUCAUUAUUUCAUACCUCGUGUGCAGUUGAAGCCUCAUUGAAUUGACUCAAGUUGCAACAUACAGCAUGGAUAACAUACUUUGACAAAAGGUUGCCACUUUCAGUUGCUACAAUGUCUCCUGGUUGUACAGCUGUGUGAGGUUUACAUGCUUCUUGGAAACACGAUCCACCGCGAACCAAUAAAGCUCGACCACAUGCAGUGGGAUGAUUAAGGUUCGAAUGAGCAGAGUUUACCAACACAUCAGCCUUCAAGCAAAAUGGAAGAAUGUUUUAAGAUUUUAGAAUUUUGUUGACUCGGCAAUUCCAAUUUUUAAUUUAUACUCGCCGGGAGUGACGGUAAGUAAAGGUAUCAUAUUAUUGAUUAUGCUGAAAAUUUUCAAUAAAACUGCCGACACAACCGAAAUAUUUCAAUAUUUACAAGUAUAAGCUAUCACUCCGUGUUUAUACAUGGCCACCAUUCUUAUUUUUUUCAGCAUAAUUAGCAAUAUGAUACCUUAUUUCCCAUCCCCCCUCCUGCACACAUAAACUAAAAGCUGGAAUUGCCUAUUCAAAUGAGUAUUCCCAAAAUGUUUCACCGACAUGAGAAUAACAUUAAUCUUGAUAACAGAAUCGGGAUAAAGUGGAGAAAAAGUUGUAGCUAGAACUCUGUUAAGGUAAUUCCGCAGUUUUGCAUUGCGCACUUUUACAGCGCACAUCUUAUAACUUAUAAUUUCAUCCAUUAUACGUACCGUUUAAAAAACAUUAUUUUAAUGACAAUUUUAUGUUACUUCAAAACAUUUUUGGUUACAUUCGUGCAAAGAAUUACGUUAAAAUCAAUGUUUUCAAAAAAGGCAUACAAAAGUGUAGCUAGGGUUCCUGUGUCUGUAGUAUAUUUAUUACUCGUAUUUCACGUUUUAAUGACACAAUUUAUUUCUUUAAUGCAUUUUACAUUUCAUAUCCGAAAUUUAAAAGAAAAAUCAUUUCCAGAUCUUGAAAAAAAUGCUUUAUCAAUGCAUGUUCUCAAAGAAAGAUAUGUAAAGAAAUGUGUUUUACACGUUAGUAGUUUCAUUUUGCUCAAAACACAAUAUUUCUUCAAAAAUAAUUAUCAGAUAGGUUUACUAAAGUAAAAUCCGCGCUAAAAACGUCAAUAAAUAUCGGGCCGUUGUGAGUUUGCUGUUACUCGUAAUGAGCGUCAAGAUGGCGCCGCCAUAUUGGAAUAAAGAUGGUAUAUUGUCAUUGUCAUAUCUUCUGAACGAGUUCGGUGACCCCGACAUUUUUGUGUGAUUUCACUUUAAGUAUAUAAUAAACUCCAUGCCUGCAGAAUGGUCAU